Gregarina niphandrodes is the source of this 1059-nucleotide messenger RNA. RefSeq names its product putative eukaryotic translation initiation factor 3 subunit. NCBI's taxonomy places the organism in Eukaryota, Apicomplexa, Conoidasida, Eugregarinorida, Gregarinidae. The record is from RefSeq and is a predicted model, not a curated record. Gene Ontology annotation, cellular component: eukaryotic translation initiation factor 3 complex, eIF3m. Gene Ontology annotation, biological process: cytoplasmic translational initiation. The coding region runs from base 1 to 1059 and encodes 352 amino acids. The transcript has a single exon. Gene Ontology annotation, molecular function: translation initiation factor activity; protein binding; RNA binding.
AUGCGUUCGAUAACAGUGCGCGCAAGUGAAGCAAAGGUGACUUGCGUUAAGAUUAAUGAGGACGGAGACUUGUUAUUUACGAGUGGUAGUGACGAUUUGGUGAGUGUGUGGCGUCUCUCGAAUGGUGACCGUUUGGGUACAUACCAUUUGGUGCAUCAGCAUGAGUAUGAUUGGAAUAUAGAACAGUUGCGAGAGUCGUUGACGCGUGCUCACCGUGUGGUGAGUCACUUGGAUGUGAACCGAAAGUCCACGGAGUUGGCGGUGUGUCGUUUCGACACAGUGGUUAUAUACGAUGUCUGUUCGGGUCGUUUGCUGAAUGUGUUGAAUGAGGGUUCGAAGGUUGAGUGUGUUGAGUGGAACCGGAAUCCCUUGAAGCAGGAUAUGUUGUUAGUGGGUAUCAAACCAAUGGGUGGAGAGUGUGCUGUGCCGAUGUUCAAGGUGUACAAGUGUGACGACCUCGACGACCCGAACAGAUUGCAGGGCAGUCGACACUGGGACCCCGUUUGCGAGAUAAAGAAUUUUGAUGGAAUGCCCACCAUCUGUGGCUGGGGCCCCUACGACAAGUUUGUGAUUGGGGGUACGGACUCAGGAAAGCUCUACAAGUGGGACUUGAACGGGAAGGCAAUCGACAUGAAGCAGGCACACACCGGUGCAAUCACUUGCAUAUCGUUCAACAAAGAUAGGUCCAUAUUCGUCACCACUUCUCUGGACCGCAGCGCCAAGAUAUGGAACACCACUGACUUCUCAAUUAUUAAUACCAUUCUAGCUGAUAGGCCACUCCACGCAUGCAGCCUUAACCCACUGUUCGACGAAGAAGACCAAACCAAACGUAAGACCACCAUCAUCCUCUCUGGUGGUCAGGAAGCAAGCGAAGUUACCACUUCUGCCGCCGAUGCCGGUAUGUUCGAGAUCCUACUCGUCGACGCCAUCACGGGUGAAGAAGAGAAUCGAAUAACGGCUCACUACUCGCCAACCCUUUGUCUUUACUAUCAUCCUAAUGGAAAAAUCAUUGCGACUGGAGCGUACGAAGGGAAUAGCAAGGUAAUCUUCCUCAACUAA